ACUGCUUCCCCAGAUAAUGCUGCACUGGAACCCACCACCACCCCCAAGUUUCGCUGUAGUGGGACCCUUUCACAAAAAAGCUCAUCAUCUCAGAUGCACCAUGGCUCUCCUCUCACUGUUUCUGCUCACCUCUCUGCUGUCUCAUAUAGGACAUUGUGUUUAUGUCGACAUGGGCAUAGUGAAUGGCACAGUGGUUAAAGCACAUUCCAGACCCUACAUGGUUUCUGUCCAAAAAAACGGAAAACAUCAUUGUGGGGGCUUCCUCGUGUCAGAGAACUUUGUCAUGACAGCUGCACACUGCUGGGAAUUUGGGGUGAAGCUGACAGUUGUAGUGGGGGCUCAUGAACUGAAAAAGAGCAAGUCAGCUUUGAGCCAAAUGGAGGUGAAGUUUUACCACAUCCACCCGAUGUUUGACUCCGAGAAUCUGUUCAGUGAUAUCAUGCUGCUGCAGUUGAAAAAAAACAUUAAAAAAGCCAAGAAUAUCAACUGGCUCACCAUACCAAAAAAGAAAAAUCAGGUUGUUAAGGCCAAGAAGGUCUGCAGCAUAGCAGGCUGGGGGAAGCAAUCUGAAAAUGGUGGACCAAGUGCUCACCUCAUGGAGGUCGACGUCACUAUCAUGGACACAAAGGAAUGUGAGAAAUUGUGGGGAGAACCUUUCUCUGUCUCCAGUUUGGUGUGUACUAGAGGUCACGGAGGAUUUUGUCCGGGAGACUCUGGAGGUCCUUUGGUGUGUCAGAACACAGCCGUCGGUAUUGUUUCAUUUUACGAUUCGACAAACUGCAAGUCACCAAAGUUGCCCUACGUCUACACCAAAAUUUCUACAUUUCUGCCUUGGAUUAAUUCUAUUUUAGGACACAUGGAGUGAGCACUUGGCUAUUAUUGUAUAUUUUAUAUUUAAGUCGCUCCCCCCCUUUUCACGACCCCCCCCCCCCCCCCAAAAAAAAAAAAAAAACUUAAGUGGGUUGGGUUGUACUGUAUUUAUCUCUUGUCUGUGGGGCAGCUUUCUAUUUAUACCCCAACCUCAGGGGAACUAAAUGUGUUUACUCUCAAACUAAGUAAAAUGUGACAGUGCAAUAAAUGCAAUGUAAAACAAAAGAGCAGUAAAAGAUCCUCACAAAUCAUUUUGUAAUUUUGUUGUGCUUAAUAUGUUGGCAAAUUACAAUUAACAAUAAAUAAUAAACUAAU
This is a messenger RNA of Neoarius graeffei (lesser salmon catfish), 1185 nucleotides long. Its product is annotated as granzyme B-like. The transcript has 6 exons. Gene Ontology annotation, biological process: proteolysis. The record is from RefSeq and is a predicted model, not a curated record. NCBI's taxonomy places the organism in Eukaryota, Metazoa, Chordata, Actinopteri, Siluriformes, Ariidae. The coding region runs from base 17 to 865 and encodes 282 amino acids. Gene Ontology annotation, molecular function: serine-type endopeptidase activity.